Molecule: messenger RNA, 2196 nt
Organism: Tetrahymena thermophila SB210
Lineage: Eukaryota; Ciliophora; Oligohymenophorea; Hymenostomatida; Tetrahymenidae
Product: EF hand protein
Exons: 6
Molecular function (GO): calcium ion binding
Source: RefSeq, a predicted model, not a curated record
AUGCAUCAGAGUCAACUUACUCACACAUUUACUGAUAAAAUUAACACAAAUUAACCUUAUCUAAAUAACAAUUAAAGCUCAAACCCUAAAUAUGUUUUGAAUUUCUUGUAUAAAGAUAAACUAAAAAGUGAUUCACUCAGAUAAUAGAAUCAAUGCUAAAUUAAUUACCCAUUAAAGACAGAAAGUUGUGAAAAAGGAAAAUUUAUUGUUAGCUCUCCUGUUUCCAAGUUGAUUAGCCCUCUUUCGCAACAAAUAAAGAGCUCGGCUUCUUCGAAUAUUAAAAUAGUUUAAAAAUAAUAAAAUUUUAUUGAAGAAAAUUCUAAAUUUGCAGAGGAUUAAAUAGAAGGACUACUUGGUGAUUAAAUAUAAGCAAAUUUGACUAACUUAUCUAACCACUACCUUAAAUUUAAUUCAUCAAACACAGCAAACACACUAUAAAAUUCUUGUGAUAUUUCGUAAGAAAAUUCCCCAUUUCAAUUAUCACAAACAAAUAGCAAAUUAUAUAAAAGAAAGAAUUAGUUUUCAGAAUUAACUUCAAACAGCCAAAAUAUAUAAAAUGAAGGAAAUAGUCGAUAAAAUUCUAUGACAAACAAAAGUUAAAUAGAAUUUAAAGGCAAUGGAUUAAGCAAGGAUAUUAAAAGCGAUAGACCUGCUGUAUAAGAUUUUGUUGAAGUAAAAGUGAAUGUUGAUUAAUCCAACUAACAUUAAUCUUAAAUCUCCAACUAUCAAAUUUCAAAUAACAUUAUGAUGAAGCAUAUAAAAACAACUGUAACUAACUUGAUGAGAAAUAAAAGAAACAGCAGCAAAGACAUUUAAUUGGAUAGUGCCAAUUCAAAUUCAAUGCAAAUUAACCAGAAUAGCUAGCCAAGCGCUAGAACAAAUAGUAAAGAAACAAGAAUUAAUAAUUUUAUUUCAGGAGAUUUAAAUUCUUAGUUUAAUGACAUAUAAAAAUCUCAAAAUCAAUCGAGGUCAUCUUCUAAAAGACAAAAGUCAAUAAGUUUUGGAAAUUUACCGAAGAGCAAGAAUAAUAUCUAAUUCUAAACAUUAGAUGGUUUAACUCCAAAUGACUACUCAAGUGAUGAAAAAUAAUAAAGUCACGUUAAAAAAAAGGUUACAACUCCUCACUCUGUUAAAGUUAAUAAGAUAGAUUUGUCUAAAGUGGCAAAAGUUUCUGUUAUUUAAAAAAUAAAUGAGUUUCUAGAUUUCUCUCGCUUAAAUCAAAUCGUUAAUUAAUAAAAAAAUAAAGUCAUGUAAGUGCAAGCAUAGACUUAAUCACCUCUAUAUAAUUUAAAAAAGUAGUAAUUAAAUUAAUCUCCACAUAAGUAGCCAAUUAAAAAUGGUAAAACCUUCAGUAAUGUUGGACCUUCGUAUAUGAAUCUCAAUUCAACCAAAUUAGAUAAGAAGAGUUCAUUUAGUUAAAGAAAAGAUCGUUUUUAAGAAAAAAAUACUUUAGCAAAUAAUAUUAACAGCAAUAUGCAAAUUAACUUUAAAACUCAAUCCAGUGGUAAUUCUAAUGACACUUUGAACUCUAACAGGGCUAGCUUUAAUGAAAAAAUGACCUCUUGUGGUCCAGAAAGCAAUAUAAUUUCUACUCCUUUAAAGAAUUAUCCAUAACCCUCUCUUGCUGAAGUUAAAUAGUUCAAUCAAUUAAAACAAAAAAACGUCUAGCUUAUCAGCUCAGAGUUUCCUUAACUAAUUAGCGCAUUUAAAACCUAUUCAUGUGAACGAAUAAUAAAGGAGAUAUUUAUAGAAUCUGAUAGAGUAAUAAGGCAUUUAAGCAGAGACUUCUUUAUCUUUAAAAUUAAAUUUUUCUUGUUCCAGCUCUAAAAACUUGAGCUUGACGGGUUUUUUGAUUUAUGCGAUUUGAACUGUGAUAAAUUUGUUGAUGUGAAAGAGUUUGGAGAGAUAAUAGAAAAUUUUUGCAAUAUUUAAAACUCAGAUUCGAAAAAAUUAAAAGUUAUAUACUAGAAUAUAGAUUAAGAAAAAUACGGUUAAAUUUCUCAGAUCAAUUUACUAGCUUACCUUUAAAAAUAUAUUCCCAGGUUCCAAUAAAAAGAAUAAUUCUGUCUCUAGUUCUUUAAAGAAAUAGGGCAUUCUUAAAACAUCAGUUUCUGGGAUAUGCUUCUUCAUUCCAGUAAUAGAAUGGUGAGGUAAUUAAUUGAAGAAUCACCAAUCGACAGAAAGAUGAAUCAAUGA